Mesoplodon densirostris (Blainville's beaked whale) is the source of this 3222-nucleotide messenger RNA. RefSeq names its product microtubule associated protein tau (gene MAPT). The record is from RefSeq and is a predicted model, not a curated record. Gene Ontology annotation, biological process: neuron projection development; microtubule cytoskeleton organization. The transcript is spliced from 15 exons. Gene Ontology annotation, cellular component: neuron projection. NCBI's taxonomy places the organism in Eukaryota, Metazoa, Chordata, Mammalia, Artiodactyla, Ziphiidae. Bases 141 to 2807 code for a protein of 888 amino acids. Gene Ontology annotation, molecular function: microtubule binding.
CACCCACCAGCUCAGACACCAGCAGCAGCGCCGCCGCCGCCGCCGCCCACCUUCUGCCACCGACACCACAGCCACUCUCUCCUCUGCUUCCCUCUACUGUCCUCGCCCUCUGUCGACUAACAGGUGGGCUUUGAACCAGGAUGGCUGAACCCCGCCAGGAGUUCAACGUGAUGGAAGAUCAUGCUCAGGAGGACUACACCCUGCUGCAAGACCACGAGGUUGACGUGGAGCAUGGCCUGAAAGAAUCUCCCCUGCAGACCCCGGCUGAUGAUGGAUCUGAGGAACCAGGCUCUGAAACCUCUGAUGCUAAGAGCACUCCAACGGCGGAAGACGUGACAGCACCCUUAGUGGAUGAGGGAGCCCCCGGUGAGCAGGCGGCCGCUCAGCCCCCCACGGAGAUCCCAGAAGGAACCACAGCUGAAGAAGCAGGCAUUGGAGACACCCCCAACCUGGAAGACCAAGCUGCUGGACAUGUGACCCAAGAGGAGGGGAGAGUCCUGGGCCAGCAGAGGGAAGUGUCUGAGAGGCGCCCUGCUAACGGGCUUAGCUCUCAGGUCCAGCCUUCACACGGCCAAGAAGCUUCUGGGGUCUCCGAGCUGCAUCUGGGGGAGAAACAGCCAGAAGCUCCCGUCCUGGCGAUCUCUCACCUUUCCCAGCAUCAUCCUGUCUGCCAGCCGCCUCUCCCACCAGGAGGCCCUCAGGAGCCCCACCAGGAGUGGGGACCAAAGCGAGGGGAGCAGGCCGAGGAGGGGCUGGCCUCUCCGAAGCCCACCUACACUGGAUGUCUCCAGACGGAGCCUGGGAGUGUCAAGGUUGUCCAGGAAAGCUUCCUCAGGGAACCAGGGCUCCGUGGAGGUGAGGCCACAGACCCCGGGACCCCAGGUCUGACCUGCCAGCACGUGUCUGACAUGCCUGGGGCUCCCAUCCUGCCCGAAGGCCCCAGAGAGGCCACACAUCAGCAGUCGGGGCCAGAACCUGAGGAUGCAGACGGCAGCCGCUGUGGCACUGAGCUGCUGGAGUGCCAGCUUCUGGAAGACCUGACCCAGGAGGGGCCGCCUCUGAAGAGGGAGCAGGGCAAAGAGAGGCUGGGGGUUGAGGAGGUGGAUGAAGACCGGGACAUUGAUGAGUCCUCUCCCCAGGACUCCUUUCCCUCCCAGGUCUCCCCACGUCUGCAGAGCCCCACCACCCGAGGCGGGCCAACCCCCGAGGCAGUUUCUGGAGAAGCCCCUGGGAUCUCUGGUUUCCCAGCCAAGGGUGCCAUCCCCCUCCCUGUCGAUUUCCUCUCUAAAGCUUCUGCAGAGACCCGGGUCUCAGAGCCCGAUGGGCCCGGGGAGGGUCCCCCAGCGGAAGGGCACGACGGGCCCCCCGAGUUCAUGUUCCACGUGGAAAUCAAAGCCAAUGUGCAGAAGGAACAGGGACCUUUGGAGGUGGAUUUGGAAGGGGCUGCACUUCCUGGGGCCUCUGGAGCAGAACAAGAGCCCUGGGGCCCCUCUGAGGGCGAGGACACAAAAAAGACUGACCUUCCAGAACCACCUGAAAAGCAGCCUGCAGCUGGUCUGCCGGGGAAGCCCGUCAGCCGGGUUCCUCUACUCAAAGCUCGCAUGGUCAGUAAAGGCAAAGAUGGGGCUGGACCCGAGGACAAGAAAACCAAGACAUCCACAUCUUCCUCUGCUAAAACCCUGAGCAAUAGGCCUUGCCUUAGCUCCAAACGCCCCACUCCUGGUAGCUCAGACCCUUUGAUCAAACCCUCCAGCCCCGCCGUGUGCCCAGAGCCAUCUUCCUCUCCUAAACACGUCUCUUCUGUCACACCCCGAACUGGCAGUUCUGGAGCAAAGGAGAUGAAAGUCAAGGGGGCGGAUGGUAAACCUGGAACGAAGAUCGCCACACCCCGGGGAGCGGCCCCUCCAGGCCAGAAGGGCCCGGCCAACGCCACCCGAAUUCCAGCGAAAACCACGCCCACCCCGAAGACCUCGCCGGGCACUGCUACCAAGGAAGUGCAGAAAAAACCACCCCCUGGAGGGGCAAAAUCUGAGAGAGGUGAAUCUGGGAAAUCCGGGGACCGCAGUGGCUACAGCAGCCCCGGCUCCCCAGGCACUCCGGGCAGCCGCUCCCGCACCCCUUCCCUGCCGACCCCGCCCACCCGGGAGCCCAAGAAGGUGGCAGUGGUCCGCACUCCACCCAAGUCGCCGUCUGCAGCUAAGAGCCGCCUGCAGACCGCCCCCGGGCCCAUGCCAGACCUGAAGAACGUCAAGUCCAAGAUCGGCUCCACGGAAAACCUGAAGCACCAGCCAGGAGGCGGGAAGGUGCAGAUAAUUAAUAAGAAGCUGGAUCUUAGCAACGUCCAGUCCAAGUGUGGCUCAAAGGACAAUAUCAAACACGUGCCAGGAGGCGGCAGUGUGCAAAUAGUCUACAAACCAGUGGAUCUGAGCAAGGUGACCUCCAAGUGUGGCUCAUUAGGCAACAUCCAUCAUAAGCCAGGAGGUGGACAGGUGGAAGUAAAGUCUGAGAAGCUGGACUUCAAGGAGAGAGUCCAGUCCAAGAUCGGGUCCCUGGAUAACAUCACCCACGUCCCUGGCGGAGGGCAUAAAAAGAUCGAAACCCACAAGCUGACCUUCCGCGAGAACGCCAAAGCCAAGACCGACCACGGGGCGGAGAUUGUGUACAAGUCGCCCGUGGUGUCGGGGGACACGUCCCCACGGCACCUCAGCAACGUCUCCUCCACCGGCAGCAUCGACAUGGUGGACUCACCGCAGCUGGCCACGCUCGCCGACGAGGUGUCCGCCUCCCUGGCCAAGCAGGGUUUGUGAUCAGGCCCCCGGGCGGUCAGUAAUCGUGGAGAGAAGAGAGUGAGAGAGUGUGGAAAAAAAAAGAAUAAUGAUCUGGCCCCUCGCCCUCUGCCCUCCCCCAGCUGCUCCUCACAGAUCGGUCAAUCACGUAACCUGCUUGUCGCUCGCCUCUGGCUCGGGACUUCCAAAUCGGUCACGGGAACGAGAGCCAAGUUCAUCUUUCCAAAUUGACGGGCGGGCCAGUCGUAAUAAAAUAUUUUUAAAAACCUUAAGAAAGAUGGCCCUACCCAGAAUUUCCUUGGGCAGUUACUUUCGAUUCUUUUUUUUUCCCCUCUGAGUGCAAGAGGGAGGAGGAGAGGCUCUGAAAGCUGCUUCUGGGGACUCUCGAGGGCCUGGGCGGGGGGCGCCCCAUUCUGGGGGUGUCACAGAGGCAGCA